GAAGAGGAGACAUCGACUCCGCACCAGAGCUUCUGAGGAAUAUAUUUAAAUUAAAAACAAAGAAGACAAAAGAUACCAUUUGAUGACUUGCUUGAAAGAAAAGGAUGAUUCACUGUUCUUUUUUGCAGAUAAAGACAGUCAUACACAUCUGGGAUGGCUUGAGGGGGAUUCAGUUCUGCCCAGUAAAUAAAUGGAUGCUGUCUAUUGAAAGCAAAGUCAAAGGUUCAUUUUGAGGAUCAGUCCAGACUCCAGGUGCUCCAGAAGUGGCAAGACAUUAAAACGAAGAAACUCUAGCCUGAAUCCUCGUGUUGCUUCCUCCAACCAUCAGGGAGUUUGUUAAUUUGAGAGAAUGUUGUGAUCAGGAGAGUUUAUUAUGCUCAGGGAUCCUGUGGGUGCUUCAAGUCUACUGAGGGUUGACUCAGGUGUGUGCAUUUAUUUAUUAAAGUAACUUGUGUGUUCAUUAAUUAUUUGGUCGACCUUGUCAUCUCUCCCUGUAUAGAUACAGUCCUAUGUAGCAGUGGCAGCACAGAGAGGGAGAGAGGGAGUCCCAGGUGGGGUUGUGAGUCCUCAGAGCCAAAUGAUGGAGCCAUCCCAGCUACAUAGCCUUGGAGUUGGGCCAUGGUCAUCAGGAGCCAAUGCUCAUGUGAUGGUGACAAGCAAGAUGUAAAACAUGUGUUCAUCACAAAGAGACCUGUCAAAUCAGAAGAUGCUUUAAAGGAAAGAAGGCACAACUCGUGUAAUUUUAUCUGUACUGUGAAAAACAACAAAUCAACUUACCAACCAAGGAGACUGAAUAUUUCCACUGAAAAAUGCAGCCAUGAAGUGAAGCCUUGAGAAAGCUACAAAAGUGAACAGACAAAUUUCAAAAGACAUUUGCACCUUUAAAAUCAGCCUAUCAACCUCUUUGGAACACUGGAAGGGUCAUGACCCAGUUGCCAUGCGCAUCACCACGGUGACCAGCCUUCCUAGUCCCUCCCCCCUCCUCCUCUUAUUUGCCCAGCUGCUGUUGCGGCUCAUCCUCCCAGGCCAAGAGACAGUGGGAGCGGUCUCUACCUGUCCCACCCCUUGCAGUUGUUCUAAUCAAGCUAGUCGAGUAAUCUGUACAAGACGAAACUUGGACGAGGUGCCAGAGAGUAUAUCAAACAACACACGAUACCUCAACCUACAGGAGAACUCGAUACAGGUGAUAAAAUCAGACACAUUCAAACACUUAAGGCACCUGGAGAUCCUCCAGCUCUCCAAGAACCAGAUUCGUCAGAUAGAGGUGGGGGCUUUCAAUGGCCUCCCAAACCUCAACACUUUGGAACUGUUUGACAACCGCCUCACACUGGUGCCAUCACAGGCUUUCGAGUACCUCAGCAAGCUGCGGGAGCUGUGGUUACGAAACAAUCCCAUUGAGACCUUACCAGGCUACGCCUUUCACCGUGUCCCCUCACUGCGGCGUCUUGAUUUAGGCGAACUCAAGAAGCUGGAUUAUAUAUCUGAUGCAGCCUUUGUUGGACUCAUCAACCUGCGCUACCUAAACUUGGGUAUGUGUGGUCUCAAGGACAUCCCUAACUUGACCCCCCUGGUGCGACUAGAGGAGCUGGAGUUGUCUGGAAACCGUCUGGAAAUCAUCAGACCUGGAUCCUUCCAGGGCCUAGAAUCUUUGCGCAAACUGUGGCUCAUGCAUUCUCAAAUGUCUGUCAUUGAGCGCAAUGCGUUUGAUGAUCUCAAGAACCUAGAGGAGCUCAACCUAUCUCAUAAUUCCUUGCACUCAUUGCCCCAUGAUCUUUUCACACCUCUGCAGAAGCUGGAGAGGGUGCACCUCAAUCAUAACCCAUGGGUGUGCAACUGUGACGUGCUGUGGCUAAGCUGGUGGCUCAAAGAAACUGUACCGAGCAACACAACCUGCUGUGCACGGUGCCAUGCGCCACCCUACCUUAAGGGAAAAUACAUCGGAGAGCUCGACCAGAGCCAUUUCACCUGCUACGCCCCUGUCAUUGUGGAGCCACCCACUGACCUUAAUGUAACUGAGGGCAUGGCUGCUGAGCUCAAGUGUCGCACUGGUACCUCCAUGACCUCUGUCAACUGGAUAACCCCAAACGGAACCCUAAUGACCCAUGGCUCCUAUCGUGUCAGGAUUUCCGUGCUGCAUGAUGGCACGCUGAAUUUCACCAACGUAACUCUGCGUGACACGGGCCAGUACACCUGCAUGGUGACCAACUCAGCAGGAAACACCACGGCAACUGCUGUCCUGAAUGUGACUGCAGCAGAUGUCAAUGUCAACUACACCUACUUCACCACGGUCACUGUGGAAACAGUGGAGACCACAGGAGAGGAAGAUUCUGCCUUGCGUGCCAUCAACGAGACCUUCAUCCAUAUUCCCGGCCCUACACCUUCUGGGCACCUCUGGCAUGAGGUUGUCUCCACUACCGCCUCUUCUCUCUCGAUCCUUGGCUCAUCGUCCUCUCCCCGUGCAACCAAACCCACUUUCACCCUUCCCAUAUCUGAACCCAACUACCCUUCUGGGCUUGAUGACGUGAUGAAGACCACUAAGAUCAUCAUUGGUUGCUUUGUAGCCAUCACCUUCAUGGCUGCAGUCAUGCUGGUGGUGUUCUACAAGCUGAGGAAGCAACACCAGUUGCACAAACACCAUGGGCCGGCACGAGCCAUAGAGAUCAUUAAUGUCGAAGAUGAGAUUGGAGCAGGAACAGGCCUUCGUGGCAGCGGCAUCUCAGGAGGUUCCACAGUACCACAAGGAGGGUCCUGCGGAGGCAGUCAGAGCUUGCGGCUUCACCACCCAGAAAUUGUAAACCUCCCAAACCUCGCACGAGCAGAGCAUCUCAACCAUUACUACAAGGCCCAUCACUUCAACAAUAACAUGAUGGGUCUGGGCCUUGGUGGAGGUUCUGUUGGAGGCCUAAACAAUAACAACAACCCCUCUCCUUGCUCCCAGGCCCAGACUACCCCCAUCUCUUGCACACAGGUGCCAGUUUCUGCAGGUAGCACACCAUGCUCCAUGCCUUCUUCAAUGCCCCUGCCGACUCUUGGCAUCCAUGGGUCACUGAAAGGCCUGAUAGGCAAAGGGCAGAACCCACAGAUUGAGCCAUUGCUCUUCAAGAGUGGCUCCAAGGAGAAUGUCCAAGAAACCCAGAUCUGAAGUCAAGGAAGAGAGAGAGAGAAAAAGGGGAAGAGAGAAUGGUAAAUGUACAGAUAAAGGAUCGAGAAUUAGUAUCAGGGAGACAGAAACAGAUGAAGGGUAUUGGCUUUUCAACCCCUAUGGGUAUGUUCUCAGGAGUAAUGAGAAAGUUAGGCCCAGCAUUGUAUGAAAUAUUACCUACAGAAGAAUAAGGCACAGCUGUGAAACCACUACAAAGUAAAUGCGCUGGCAGAGAGUGGGGGAGUCUCUAGAAGGCAACCACACUGCAGUAAAAAUCACAGUCUUUGCCACAAUCUGAUCCACACAUAUUAAGGGGAUCAUCGAACAUCAGCAAACAAUAACACACUUGCCAAAACAAUAUGAAUCAAUACAUUACUGUUUAAUGAAAGAUUGAUAAUUAUGUGCCAAACUUGCACCAAGCUGUGCCAAAGCAAAAUCUUUGCACAUCAGCAUCAAUACGCAUAUGUACAGACACAAUCUCACAAGAUGAAAAAAUCAAUACAUAUGCGUGUAUACAAUCUCAUACACAGAACUCCAUCAAUAAAGCAGAGAUGCUACUACAUUCAAAACACAUCAUAGGCACCAUCAGGUACGAAGUGUAUAUAGGAAUACAUGAGCAGAACCUUUAAGUAUUUCCAAGUAUUUACGGACACAAAUGGCUGAGAACGAAAGAUAACCCAUGCUAACGGUUUAGAGUGCAAAAGAUAACAAAAUUGAUCAUUCAGAUUUUGUAGAGGUUCACAGUCCUGCUGAAGGAAAGUGGAUUAAUAGACCAGCACUGUGUAUAGGGCUUGUGUUUUGUGAUGAUGGACUCAGUUUCUCUCCUCGUUCGCAAUGGCUCUCACAGUUUAGGAGAAAAUGAACCGAAAGUGCAAAAAGACAAUGAAAGAUAUACAAAUUUUAAGAGAAUAUGUCAACUAUGAAAUUAUACACAAAAUAUAAAUCAGAGUGUUUUUUUACACUAACUGCAAAUAGCUCAUCUUGUUGGCAGAGGCUAUUUACACUAACUCCACCCACCACCGCUCAGACCAAACUCAAGACAGUCACAACAGAUUUAUUUGGGUUCAGCUGCUGAUCAAAUAAAUGUGGGCAUAUUUGAAUUUUUUGCAAUGGGGUAGAGACAUUACACUGGUUAACAGGUUAGACAUUUAGUGGAUUAAGAGGUUGGAUAACUAAGUGACUAUUUGCGCUCCAACAGUCUUGUGGAAACACAGGAUUUUAUGACAAACUGCACCCCCAUGUGUGGCUGUAGUAGCUCUGGGUGUAAUGACGGUAUGUGUAUGUGUUGUCACGCUGGAGAUCUGGGUUUGAAUCCCACCCUUUGACACUUGUUCCCUAUGUCUCUACUCUUAAUAUUUCCUAUAAUACUACUUAUAGUAAUAAAUAAAAGAGAUCCAUCACAUUGAUUUGGUCACAGUAAAGGUCGGGGAAUUGAGAGAAAGAUUUGAUCCAGAUAAAAUUAACCAUGGUUUUACUGUAGUAAUAUUGUUGUAACCAUGUGUUUUGGUGGAAACUAUAUAGUUCUGAUGUACUAACCAUGGUGUUAGUACAGUAACAUGUAGUUAAUAGUAACCAUGUUUAAUUUUGUGGUUACUGUGAUUUUACUAGAAAAAUAUUGUGGUGAUACUAUGGUUACUGUAGUAAAACCAUGGUUCAUUUUUGUGAAGUAGGGUUAGGGGUAGGGGUUGGUGUAACUAUUUGCACUUAGUGCAAAAAAGAUGCUUUUCGUUGCUUUUUACACUUAGUGAAAAUAGCAUCUGUUGCUAUUUGCACUUAUAGUGUAAAUAUCAUCUAUGGCUAUUUGCACUUAGUGCAAAUAGCCUCCGCCUAUAUAAAUAUAUUUUCAUUCAGAGAAAUAAAUUAAGAAGUAUCUUUAAAUUUUUCUGACUGAAAGCCAUGGCUUUUAAAGAAUUUAGCAACUGCUGUUGUAGUGCUUUGUCACUGAUAAAUCCUUUCUCUGCUUAAAAACAUGUCCGAAACUGUCACACCCUUGUGGGACUUAAGGGGAUGCUGAAGAGACAAAGGGACUGGGAUGCAUUUAAGAAUUCUGGAAAUUGUAUUUGAUUUCAGAUACUUUGGCUUUGUUUUUCUUAAAAGUCUUAAAAGGGACCUUCUUGUUCUAUAACUAACAGGGUCAUUGAGGAGAGGUAAUUUUAAUUCACAUUAUAAAUACACUACUGUAUGAAUCUGCAGGUCUUUGAGAUCCAAAUUGGGUCAAUAUCAGUUACCGCCAUUGAUAAAAAGACAAUAAUGAUGACACUAUGUAAUGCAAUGAAAAUAAACUGUAAAGGUUGAUCUACAUGCUGCUAUACUGGGAAAAUGGGAAGUUAUGAAAUCUGAUUUCAAAAAUAAGUUAAUGUUGACAUUACAUUACAGUUACUAUCAUCAUUAUUGAAAAGUAUCAAAAGCAUAGAAAUUGUUUUAGUCAGUUUCUUUGUUUUUACUUAGAGGUGAUGCUUGUAUUUCAUUGUGUAAAAAGUGUCACUACAGCUGAUAAUCCCCUCAGUUGGAAUAGCAGUGGAAGUACUGGCAAUGGCAACGUUUUGAUUGAAGUACCAUGAAUAACUACAAUGACAAACACUCAAAAACUAAAGAAAAAUAAAUAAAUGGAUGGGCCUUAAAAUGGCUCCCUCAAUGGCCUGUCCCCUCUGUUUUUUGUACAAGACAAAACUUUAUCAGGACCCUGCCUUUUUGGCCAUGAUUCAGAACAGAACACAAACUCUGGCGAUUCCUGCAGGGGCAAUAUGGAUUAUAGUGAACACUGUGUCCAGACAUGUGGACGGAACUACUGUUUGAGCAGAGAUUCUGAAAGCAAAUGGAGGACAGCAUUUGAAAGGUAAGAGCAACCCACUCAGUGAGCGAGAUUUGGAGUUUGGAAAGCUUUUUUAAAAAUGAAAAUGGACAAAUAAAUGAAAACUAUAGAAACUUAUAGAGCUCUUUUAAAAACAAAACUAUUAUGAUAAUAAGUGUCUUUCAUUACUUGUUUUUAUCUAGUUUCAUUUUGUUUUUUGUUUUUCAAAAUCAAGAGUUAUCUUAAUUGUAAUAUUGUUCUUGUUAUUAUAAUUAGCUAAUAUUACACUCGUUAUAAUUAUGAAAAAUGUUCUGUUAGCAGAAGUCACUUCGAAAUUUAAAAAAAUAUAUAAAUAUGGCACACAAAAUGGCAACUGAAAUUGUGAAACUUGGUGGCAUUGAUUUGUUCUAUGUUUUUGUCUUUUCUUUUUUUGUGUAUUUGCGGUAUCACUGUAUGUAACCCUUGGAGCUAAAAGCUUGGGGACAGUUCUCCUCAGAAACAGACAGAAUGUGAUGUGGCUGGUUGGUAGCGUCGUUCUCUGCACAGAAAAAGAUAUGAGAGAGAGACCAGGCUUCUGAUAUACACUUGUUCACAGAGUGUCACCCAUUAUCAGUGCUGAGAAGUGUGACUGUGCCAUGUCAACACCCUGUUGCCACAGCAACACGCCUUUGCACUAAUGUGCCAAACACUGUCAAAGCUAGGGUGCCAUCUUCGUGGGUCCUGUGUCUGUGUUCGGCAAACCUUGUUACCCAACAACACGUACAAAUAACCACACGCAUGUCCUCACACCCAAGUACAUUGCCACCACCGUGUCAAUUGUCAUCCGACAUACUGGUGCAUCCAUACUCUAGCACAGCGUUCCAACAGGUUCCCAUGGUGAGGUUUCCCAGGUCACUGUUGCUGCUGCAACAGUCCCCAUCACGGCGUUCAGGUCUCAGAUGCAAAUGCGAGGACUGAGGCAGUAUAGGACAUCAUUUACGAGGACAUAACCAUCUCAUUUACCCUACCCAUUGUCCUCCUUGUUCUUAAAUCACACAUUAGCAUAUUCAUAGCACUUAUACUGCGCCUCAGCCCUUGCGAUCAAUAAAUCUUUUUGUCAAUGACAUUCAUGAACAUUGAGUUGCAAUUAGUGAGAUCUUCUAUAGGCACAUCCAUUAUCAUAUUUUCCCUCUCAUACCCAUGAUUUGCAUAUGCUCAUUUGGUUCUCAAGUGAUUAACAUACACAUCUGUUUGUGUGUGCGCACAUAUGUGUGUACCAGACAGUAGUCGUAUUACAUUUAUGCUCAAGGCAUCUGCUUUCUUUCCAAAGCAACUUAUAAGAAAGUGUUGCCAAGCAGAUUGGUAGUCGGACAGGGCAAAGACUGUUAUAAAAUAUCACAUAUCUCAUCCUGAUCACUUGGGAUCUUUACAUAGCCUGCAAUCUCAGAUACAAAUGUUUUUAUAUAGAUUGUAAAAGCGGUGACAAAGGUAUAAAGACAGGCAACCUUUCUCCACUGAAACACUGCAGGAUCUGAGUCACAGGGAUGAGAACCUGAAACACACACUCAUACACAUCGAGCCGGUGAGUCUCAGCUCUCUCAUAAACACACUUUGCGGAGAAAGACCCUGCCCACCUGCUGGUUAGGACUUAUGCAAAGAGCACCCGAGAUUGUGGUGUUGCGGGUUUGGCUUAACCAUGUGUCUGUGUGUGAGUGUUUGACAACUAUAAUUGCUCAUGAAAAUGGCCAUUUCAGCUUUUGUAAGCUUAAUUGAAGACAACCAUGUAUUUCAAUCAAUGUUUUCUCAUUGAUCUAUUUUUUCGUUGCCCUCUGUAUAUGCGUGCAUGUGAUAUUUUUAAGUGUGUAAGUUUUACAAUAAGAG
Messenger RNA from Myxocyprinus asiaticus (Chinese sucker), 7793 nucleotides. Its product is annotated as leucine-rich repeat-containing protein 4B-like. The record is from RefSeq and is a predicted model, not a curated record. Bases 938 to 3142 code for a protein of 734 amino acids. Lineage: Eukaryota; Metazoa; Chordata; Actinopteri; Cypriniformes; Catostomidae. Gene Ontology annotation, molecular function: protein binding. The transcript has 8 exons. Gene Ontology annotation, cellular component: plasma membrane.